AUGUGGCAUGAGGCACGAAAGCACGAGAAGAAGCUGCGGGGUAUGAUGGUUGAUUGGAAAAAGAGAGCUGAACGAAGAAGACAAUAUUAUGAAAGUUUGGCAAGUGAUCCCUUUCAACAACUGCGAAUUGUAGGAGUUGCUGCCAAGAUACAUAUAAAUGUGGUUGAAAGCUCAGAUAGCAUGAUGCAAUGGCGCGGUCAACCUGAUAUCCUGAUUGACAGGUUUGAUGCUAGAGCACACCUGGAUUAUUUGCCAAAUUUUGAAUCUGAUAACGAAGAUAAUAAGCAAACCUACGAUGACCUACAACUAAACUACGAAAGAUACAAAAUUUUAGCAAAGAGCGAUUUCCUAGGGGUCUCGGAAGACAUGGUGUUACAACAAAUUGAGUUGGAAGAAGAUAUACCUUUAUCUGUAAGGAAAGUUUCUGCAGCAAGUGAAGCAGAAAAGGAAAAAUUAUCUGAGAAAGCUGCUACUAUUAAUUAUCAGUAUGCUGAGAAGGCUGACGAAAAUACAAAAAAUAGUGAUAUUGAUGAUAUUGAUGAAGAUGAAUUUCUUCUUCAACCUUCGUCUGAAGGUAACGUUGAUCCCGAUCAAUUGAAUGAAGGGCAGCGAGAUAAAUUAAAUCUAGCGGCUAGCUCAUACGGAAUUGGUUCGGGCACAUUUUGCAGAUUUAUUAGAGAAGACAUUCUUGAUUUGACAGCUCGUGAUAAAGCUCAGAAGGAGGAGGCUGAACGUUUAGUAAAAUAUGGUCGAAGAGCAAUUAGACAUGAUCAUCUAGGGCGAAGUGAAUCGAAUUUACGCCAGGCACACUCGCCGCCUAGUUAUGCUCGUCGUUCAAGCCCAACGUACGAACCAUACAAAAGAUCCGUAUCUGGUUCGGAAUCUUCCGAAGGAUCAGGGGACGAAAUUAAAUUUAUAACUGAAUUCUCUUCUGCUGGUGCUACCAAAGCCGAUGGAAAUAAAAAAUCUGCAAACUGUCGUGAACAGUUGAGCAGCUCUUCUCGACAUCGAGAGAGGAAAAGAUCGAGGGAAUAUAGUACUGAUAGAUACAAAGAUAGGUAUCACAGUAGAAAUAGUAGUAAGGAUAGGCGCAGAAAUUACAAGAGUCGUAGUAGAAGUUACGACAGGGAGAGUCGUAGAAAGCAUAGUAGAUACAGUCGGAGUAGGAGCUCUGAAAAGCGAUCUCGACGUAGACACCGUGACGGCAGCAGUAGUGCGGAAUCAUCAAGGUAUAAGAAAUACAAGCAAAGAGCACGAAGCCGUAGUUCCGAUCGUCAUCGUAGGAGUGAUAGUCGCGAUAGACGUUCCAAUCGUCGAGAUUCUAGAAGUUUAAGCCCAAGAAAAUCUCCGCCAGUAAACGCUAUUAAACCCAUUAAGAAGACAUUAACACCUGGCAAAGAUACGGAGAAGGUAAUACUGACGCAUUAUAUGGCGAUGGUUCAGAAAACACUAUCACGUCAGGAAAUGCUCAAACUUAAAAUGCAACGGGCUCUUAAUAAACACUUAAAACAUGAUCAUAAAUUAGAAAAAGAACGUCAAGAAAAGAAAGAAUUAGAAAGAGCGGUAUUACUGCUAUUUACGACUAAAUUUUAUUCAACAUCAAAUGUUUCACUAAAGAUCGUUCUUGAUCUAUGCUAG
This is a messenger RNA of Trichoplax adhaerens, 1638 nucleotides long. RefSeq lists its product as uncharacterized. The record is from RefSeq and is a predicted model, not a curated record. Bases 1 to 1638 code for a protein of 545 amino acids. The transcript is spliced from 16 exons. NCBI's taxonomy places the organism in Eukaryota, Metazoa, Placozoa, Uniplacotomia, Trichoplacea, Trichoplacidae.